GCGAUGGGCGCUCGGCUGAGCGGCGGCCAGGCCGCCCCGGAGCAGCCGCAACCCCAACCCCUACCCCAACCCCAGGCCGGGGUGCCCGAGGGCCCGGAGCGGCCCCGGCCCGAACCGGACCCUUGGGGGCCGCUGGACGACGUGCGUUUCCUCAUCGCCUGCACCUCCUGGUACUGACUCGUUGCCCUCCGCAGUUACCGCCCGCCGUCUUUUCUAUCUUCCUAACCUGGUGGGUCCCUUGCUCUUCGUGCCCCUCGGCGCCAGGAAACAAGCCGAGCUCUUCUCAGGACUGGAAGGAAGUCCCGGUAGGGCCGCCUCCGCAGCCUCACCGUGGGACACCAUCUCGUCCCCGGCCCUUCUCGCCGCCCCUAAUUUGUUCGCUUUCUCAGCCUGCACCCAAAGCACCUCAGACCUUGGUACUUAUCCCCACCCUACAGCUUCUCCAGCUGUCUGGGUCCUGGGGCAGCGCUGCCUGUCUCUGGUUUCCAGAGCCAGGCCAGGCCUCCAGGGAAGACCCCCAAGGCUACUGACCUGACUUCCCCAUAUCUAUUCCUUAUUGCUGACAACUGGGCUUUUGCCUCUGGCAUGGCCGCAAGCGUCUUGAUUUCAGAGAAGACUUUGCCACAGUACCUGUUCCAUACUUGUCAGGGAGGUUGCUCAGCUGUCCUGGAUCCCAGUGAGGCAUUACGAGGCUGUAUUCCUGGGAUCCCGGUCACAGUGGGCCUCCAGGGCCAGCUUUUUGGAGAGGGAACAUCUGGUCGCUGAGCUGGCAGAUGAGAUCCUCAGGGCGCUCCUCCCAGACACCCAAACACCCAUUCAUCCUCUCCCAGAAGCCUCCUAAGGCCACUGUCAGAACCCAAUCCUUGUUCCCGUAUCCCAGGGAAAUGACAUACUCUGUAUUUUUGUUUUAUUUAGAAAUGAUUUAAAAAACAUUAUACAAAGGCUGAUCAGUUUAAAAUGUGA
Manis javanica (Malayan pangolin) is the source of this 963-nucleotide messenger RNA. It is a transcript of the gene MMP24OS, whose product is annotated as MMP24 opposite strand. The record is from RefSeq and is a predicted model, not a curated record. Lineage: Eukaryota; Metazoa; Chordata; Mammalia; Pholidota; Manidae.